AUGAAGGUUGAUUCUCGGCCAACUUCCCCUCAGAAGAUCGCUGGUCAACACGCUGCUUUGACGCCCCGUCACCCAGACAAGAAGAAUCCGUCCCCGGACUCUAAGGACCAAAAUCGCAGUGUCAAGCCUCCGUGGGAACUAGAAUCGCUUUAUCGAAGAUCAAAUAGUCAGGGCAUGCUUCUCAGCACGUCUGAUGCACAAGGCCGAGUCUCAUCGCCCUCAGGUCAUACUAGCACGGGCGUGGCUGGUUCGGAGCGAAUCUUUACUCGAAGUACUCUGCCCAACUGGCCUCCAGUAUCCUCAUCUUACCAAAAAUCGACGGCAACUACUUCGGGAUCGAAUGGCAAAAAGUCACGUCGAGGAGGGGCACCAAUAGCCUCGUCUAAUUAUACUGUUGAGCACAUCCCCGGACAACUGCCGCCGCAAAAAGCGUCGCCCCCCGAAUACGGCGUACCUGUUUGUGUGAUCAACCCCAGCGUCCCUUGUUGGUAGUACCUGCAAUACAAUACAAGUAAUUGUUGUUCUGCCUGCCUCAUUUCUUAUCCUCUUCUUAGUCUAUGAUAA
Messenger RNA from Puccinia graminis f. sp. tritici CRL 75-36-700-3, 564 nucleotides. RefSeq lists its product as uncharacterized. NCBI's taxonomy places the organism in Eukaryota, Fungi, Basidiomycota, Pucciniomycetes, Pucciniales, Pucciniaceae. The record is from RefSeq and is a predicted model, not a curated record. The transcript has 4 exons. The coding region runs from base 1 to 492 and encodes 163 amino acids.